Molecule: messenger RNA, 309 nt
Organism: Dentiscutata erythropus
Lineage: Eukaryota; Fungi; Glomeromycota; Glomeromycetes; Diversisporales; Gigasporaceae
Source: the annotation of a GenBank genome assembly
CAAAAUAUUUCAAAUGAAACUAUGGAAGUUAAAGCAUCUGGGAACAAUUGUGAAGAAGAGGAUACCAAUCAAGAGAAUGUUUUUCAUGGUGAAAGUCCAACUUUCAAGAUCCACAAAAACUGGCCUGAUGUGAAGUUCGAAAGGUCUAGGAACCAGUUUGAAUGCAAUGCACUUUGUGCUAUUAGACAUGACUUGGAUUUGGUGUUAAGUACUUCAACAGCAGAAGAAGUCAUCCAUCAUAUUGAAAGUGCGAGGACAAAAACAUUAGACAGAACAGUGGUUUUAAAUAUUGUGAAAGAGUAUGGUUAG